UUUUGUUUUCCAAGCUGCCAUUUGAAAUCUGUCAUCAUGCCAAAAUUGAAGCAAGCUACUCUGUCUUCUCUUAAGGGUGUCGUCAUAAUGGAAGAUUUCAUUCGCCAUAAGAAUCUUCUGAAUAAUGAAGAUGAAUCUGAUGAUGCUAAAUUAGAAUCCCUUACUUAUCUGAAAGGAAAGAAACCUUCUAAAGAAAUCAUUUCUUCUACUGGCAUUGGUGCAGUUUUAAGAUCAUUCGAAAACCAUGGCAACAAAAAAAUUGCAGAUGAAGCUAAAGAUCUGUGUAAAUUUUGGGAGCUGCACACAAGCCAAAAAUGUCAGCCAACUGUUGAAGUCAGAUAUGACAAUUUGACUCGCCAUAUUAGACGGACAUCCACACGGCUGUUUGCAGCUGAACUUGGUGAUGGAGAAGAAGAUGAAAAAACUGCUGAUGCUUUAGAAAAAGAGAUAUUUCAUAAGUGUAAUCGAUUCAUAUCAAAGAGCUACAGAAAGACCGUCCGCAAAAUAACAUUUGUACUUAGACAUGACGGUGCUGAAAAAGAAGCCUUCAAAAACGGGAAGAUAUCUCCUUCACAGUUUGUUUUGAAAUAUAUCAGAUGAUAUAACAUUUGAUAAAUUAUCUACUCUUA
Molecule: messenger RNA, 629 nt
Organism: Uloborus diversus
Lineage: Eukaryota; Metazoa; Arthropoda; Arachnida; Araneae; Uloboridae
Product: transcription elongation factor A N-terminal and central domain-containing protein 2-like
Exons: 4
Coding region: 37-600 (187 amino acids)
Source: RefSeq, a predicted model, not a curated record